GUACAUGGUUUCAUAUACGGGUGGAUCCUCUGGAAAGAGACAUUAGGCUCAGGCAGACAUCACGCUGGGUCCAGCUGUGUGUGUGUGUGUUAUGCGCAUUCGCUGGAUAUUAAUGUAUUGCUGUGUAUAUGAACAGAAAGUGUAAAGAAUAGAUCAUCAUGUGGUUCACGCGGACGUUCACCAGACUUCGUGGAUGUGUACGUCCGGGAGCGCGUGGCAGUCACGCAGAGAGCGCGAGCGGAAAGGCAUGCAGCUAUCAGCUGUUGCACGACUGCAUGGAGCUGAAGUAUGGUGGUCUUGCCAUGCGCUUUGAUUACGUGUGGCUGAGAGAUCACUGCCGUUCAGCUUCAUGCUUUAACUCAAAGACAAACCAGCGGAACCUGGACACUGCCAGCAUUGAGCUGAACAUCAGACCCUCAAAGAGCAGAGUGGACGAACAGCACCUCUACCUCACAUGGCCGGACGGUCAUGUGACACGAUACAGUUUGUCGUGGCUCGCUCAGAACAGCUACGAGGGCCAGAAGAGAAGUGAGGUGCAACCUCGUAUUCUGUGGAACUCAAACAUCUACUCAUCAGCUCAAGUUCCCUCUGCCCGCUGGGAAAAGUUCAUGAGCUGUGAGGAAGAGCUGAAGAUCUUCCUCAAUCAUUUACUGCUGUAUGGCAUCGCUUUUGUGGAAGACGUGCCGGCGACCCUAGAGGCAACAGAAACAGUCACCCAAAGAGUGAGCCUGAUCAGAGAGACCAUGUAUGGACGGAUGUGGAAUUUCACGUCUGAUUUUUCUCGAGGAGAUACAGCGUACACAAAGCUGGCACUGGACCGCCACACAGAUACGUCAUAUUUCCAGGAGCCCUGCGGCGUUCAGGUGUUUCACUGUUUGAGACACGAGGGCACGGGCGGCAGAACGCUGCUGGUGGACGGUUUUCACGCUGCUGACCGAGUUCUCCGGCAAACACCCGAGAACUUUGAGCUGCUGUCUCGCGUGCCCAUAAAACACGAAUACAUCGAGAAGCUCAGUGAGCAUCGAAACCACAUGAUCGGCAUGGGCCCGGUGCUCAACGUCUAUCCCUGGAACAAUGAGGUUUACAUGAUUCGGUAUAAUAACUACGACCGCUCUGCCAUUAACACGGUUCCUCAUGACGUGGUUCAGCGCUGGUACGCGGCUCACAGACAUCUGACCACAGAACUGAGAAGAGCAGAGAAUGAAAUGUGGGUCAAACUCAAACCAGGCAAAGUUGUGUUCAUUGAUAACUGGCGUGUGCUGCACGGCAGAGAGUCUUUCACGGGUCUGCGGCAGUUGUGAGGCUGUUAUCUGACACGGGAUGAUGUGCUGAACACCGCUCGCUCUCUGGGCCUUCAGGCCUAAGUGCACAAACACCUAAAACACCCACAAUCCAUCAGCACAACAAACCAUUUCUUUCCCAACACAAGUCUACAGAAUUUGCAAUAUUUACAGGACUUGUUUGUCUGUCUAUAGACAUUUGGAGAUGGUUUCACAGACGAGGAUUAGACCAGUUUAGUUUGGAACGGGGCAGGAAAAUUGCAUUUAAAACGGCUAAUGUGGAAGCUGUCUUGCGAGUCUGUGUGCACACCUGAAGGAGGUUGCACUGGAACUGUGGCGUGUGAAAGCAACACGGACCCGUGUGCGCACCUCUUCAGGAAGUAAAGUGACCUGUGCAUGCCUUUAACUGAUUAGGAUGGAUUUAAGAGAUGAUAGCGUUGAUGAUUUAUCUUAGAUUCGAGCGAGAGUGAGCCUGAGUUGAACAGUAAUAUGCCAUUUCCUGAAAACAGUCUGUUUGCAUCAGCAGAAACACAGUAAACCCAAGUGUUGUUUCCUCUGAUGCGCAUAAUAGCGCCAAAUUAAUAAAAGACACAAAAUAUAGACCUACUUUGCGUUUUCUAUCAUGCGCCGUGAACAUUUUUGAUGACAUGCAGAUGAAGAUGAAUGCAAACGCACCAGGGUUAACACUCGGAUUCGUCUGAAAACCACCUUAGGACAUUUAAAGUGACAGUUCACCCAAAAACAGAAUGAUGUCAUCAUUUAUUCACCCUCAUGUCAUGUCAGUCUUGUAUGAGUUUCAUUAUUCUUCAGAACACAAAAGAAGAUUUUUUCAAGAAUGUUGAACAACACUGAACCCCAUUGACUUCCAUUGUAUGAACACAAAACAUUUAUCAAAAUGUCUUUUUUUGGAGGGGCAAAUAAAUGAUCACAGAAGUUUUAUUUUUGGGUGAACUAUCUCUUUAAGUAGCUUUUAUAACCAUAUUGUGUGCCUUAGUAAAAAAAUCAUGACUGGCGAGAAAAAGCACUGAGACACAGAUAUCUGCCUCUGCCAGCAUGUUGAAAAGAAUGAGUUUUUUGAAGCAGUGUAAAUGUUCUAAGAAAGACCAAAUCAUAGUCAUGAAGGUUUUUACAUGUUUUAUUGUGUAGAAAUGAGGAAAGACAAUGCAAUAGAAAUGUAGAAUGUUAUUACUGAUUGAAUUCACACUGAUGUUAUUAUAUUCUGUAAGGAAAUACAGAAUCAGAAAAGAUUUUGUUUCCCAGAAAUGAUGUCUGAUCCAGGAAAGUGUGUGAAAUGAUGGGGAAGUGCAGGAUUUGUGUCAUCAUAUAUCAGUAAUGAUGGCUUUAAGAUAUGUACGAUACUUCAUCCAUCAGCAGGAGAUCAUUUAUAUUCUUUUUGUUUAUAUAUGCGUAGCAUUUUACAUUUUUAUAAUCAUCUCAAAUAAGUGUUUGCACAACAAAUACCAAUGGUUACCUCCAGCAAAUAAAUACUGU
This is a messenger RNA of Triplophysa rosa, 2771 nucleotides long. It is a transcript of the gene tmlhe, whose product is annotated as trimethyllysine hydroxylase, epsilon. Gene Ontology annotation, molecular function: iron ion binding; trimethyllysine dioxygenase activity. The transcript has 7 exons. Gene Ontology annotation, biological process: carnitine biosynthetic process. The record is from RefSeq and is a predicted model, not a curated record. The coding region runs from base 159 to 1301 and encodes 380 amino acids. Gene Ontology annotation, cellular component: mitochondrion. NCBI's taxonomy places the organism in Eukaryota, Metazoa, Chordata, Actinopteri, Cypriniformes, Nemacheilidae.